AUGUUGGACGAUCACAGCUCUGUGGCUAACGCAUUUCGUAUGGCUCGUGAUUGGUGUGAACAGAAUCACCAGAACGACUACCAGCUACGCUUGCUUGGCCAUGUGGUAAACAACCCCCAAUACAACCGCCCUAAUGUAUCUGAAAUUGUUGUUCUAAUCACAAACGACUUUGGGGAACACACCGAACCGCGCGAUAUUGUUGUCAGCACAAAGAACGGAGCGUUGCAAAGAAUAUCAGAAGUACACCAGCUAUAUAUGCCUUUGCAAUAUCCAUUGUUAUUCCCUUACGGAGAGACUGGCUUCCACGAGCGCAUACGUUAUCAUAACAACACUGAUAGACAAGCAACUAAACGGCAAUGUGUAACGGUCAGGGAAUAUUACUGCUACAGAAUUCAUUAUCGAAACAACGAAGGCACCACAGUUCUAAGAGGCGGUCGUUUACUUCAACAAUAUCUGGUUGAUGCGUACACGGCUGUUGAAGAACAAAGGCUGCGUUGGAUGCGAAACAACCAAAAUGAAUUACGCGUUGAAAUAUACCAUAACGUGUGUGACGCUGUAACGCGUGGAGACACAAAUGCUGAGGCUAUCGGCCAACGGAUAGUUUUGCCCGCAACCUUUACGGGGGGCCCACGCUAUAUGAUCCAGAACUACCAGGACGCAAUGGCUCUGUGCCGUGCUUUUGGGAACCCGGACCUAUUUGUUACAUUUACAACAAACCCAAAAUGCCCGGAAAUUGAAGACAUGGUAUCCCUCAUAAGAGGCCAAAAAUCCCAUGACCGUCCUGAGACCAUAUCCCGAGUUUUUAAGAUGAAGUUGAACUCAUUGAUUGAGGAUAUUAUGAAGAAACAAAUCUUUGGCAAAUGCAGAGCAGCAUUUUUACAUAUACUUAGGUUCUUUGUGUGCUCAUUUUUUCUCUGUUUUCUUUUCCCUUAUAUUUUAUCCCUCCGCUUCUAUAAAGCCGUCUACACGAUUGAGUUUCAAAAGCGGGGUUUGCCGCACGCGCACCUUCUUAUCUGGCUUGAACAUUCAGCCACGUGUCGAACACCUGCUGGUAUAGAUGAUCUGAUUUCUGCAGAAAUCCCCUCUGAAACUGACGAUCCGGCCAGCUAUAAAGCUGUCACAGAAUACAUGUUACAUGGUCCCUGUGGAAAUAACGCUCCCAGUGCGCCGUGUACAACUGACGGCAAAUGCCUCAAACACUUUCCGAAGGCAUUUUAUCAAGAAACGACAAUUGAUGAAGACGGCUACCCGGUUUAUCGAAGAAGAAAUUCCAAAAUUUUCUUCCUUAAGGGCAAAACUAAACUUGACAACAGGUCUCGGGCAAUAAAAUACCUGUUUAAAUACUUAAACAAGGGCCCAGACAAGGCUACAAUGAUUGUUCAAGAAAACAUUGGAAGUGACGAUGAGAAGCGUGCAAAACAGAUUAUUAGGGUUGAUGAGAUCAAGAACUAUCUGGAUUGCCGUUAUUUAUCGGCAUACAACUUGCCAGCCCUGUUAAACCGUGACGGGAUACGAGAGACAAUGUUCAUCCAAUGGUUGGCCCUGAAUAGUAGAGAUGCAAUGGCCAGAGAGCUGACAUACGCUGAGGUACCAACACAGUAUGUAUGGCAUGACGAUACCAAGGUAUGGAAAAGGCGGUUUCAACGGACAUCUCUGGGUCGGAUCGUGUAUUGCAAUCCAGUAGCUGGCCCCCGAUAUUAUCUAAGGAUGUUGUUAGGUGUCGUUAAAGGACCACGAAGUUUUGAAGAGAUAAAAACUGUCGACGGGGUUGUUUAUGAAACCUUCAAAGAAGCCUGCUAUGCUUACGGCCUUCUAAAUGAUGACAAAGAAUGGAGUGAUGCUCUCUCGGAAGCUCAUAUGUGGGCGUCCGGUUCCCAGCUACGGGAAUUAUUUGUUACCAUGUUGUUGUUUUGUGAGGUUAAUAGCCCGGGCCAGCUGUGGGAGAAGCACUGGGAGACGUUGUCCGACGAUAUUUUGUACAAGAAACGUAAGCAUUUCAUGUUCCCUGGGUUACAACUAUCGAACGAGCAACGUAAGAACUACUGUCUGGUAGAACUAGAUGAACUAUUGGAAAAGAAUGGCAAAUCGUUGCAUGAUUUCGCAGAUAUGCCCUAA
Messenger RNA from Helianthus annuus (common sunflower), 2115 nucleotides. RefSeq lists its product as uncharacterized. The transcript is spliced from 4 exons. NCBI's taxonomy places the organism in Eukaryota, Viridiplantae, Streptophyta, Magnoliopsida, Asterales, Asteraceae. Bases 1 to 2115 code for a protein of 704 amino acids. The record is from RefSeq and is a predicted model, not a curated record.